Saccostrea cuccullata (small rock oyster) is the source of this 460-nucleotide messenger RNA. Its product is annotated as ficolin-1-like. The record is from RefSeq and is a predicted model, not a curated record. The annotation marks the transcript as partial. The transcript has 4 exons. Lineage: Eukaryota; Metazoa; Mollusca; Bivalvia; Ostreida; Ostreidae.
AUGUGUAAAAGGGAGUGUGUAUUAUUUGGAUUCAACAAUCAAAUGAAGAAAUGCCGUACCCAUAAGAUAAUAUUUAAGACUGAGCUCUCUGAUGAGGCCGGUUGGAGAUACUACUCGGAUAACGAUUUUUCUAGUAUGCCCAAAGAUUGCAAGGAUCUUCGAGAAAAUGGACAAACCAUCACAGGGUUGUAUGAUAUAUACCCCUACAGAACAUUAACAGUACCGGCCAUUCAGAAACGCGUAGACGGAUCCGUGAGUUUUGACAGGAACUGGGCGGAUUAUAAGAAUGGUUUCGGUUCACCAGAACAGAAUGUCUGGAUUGAAAACACCUCAUCCCUUUAUGUAUCCAUCACUCUCCAGAAUGGUACAACUCUGUAUGAAAUGUACGACCGAUUUUCUGUCUCUGACGAAGCAGGGAAAUAUCAACUCUUUCUUGCAGGACCUGUCAAUGGAACUUUAG